UAAUAAUAUAAUAUUACGACGUCUGUUAUCUUAUACGCGCUCGUCUGUCGUUUGGAUUUUCGAUUAUUCGAUCUGUUCUAGAGCGAAAAAGUUAUAUUAAUAUUGUCUUCGUCCUUUAAUAUUAAUUUUACAAAAGACCGGCCGACGUUUGCUGUUGCUAACCGGAUUACUGUGGAUCUCCUCGAACACCAAAAAUCAUUAGAAUUUUUCAUAUAACCACCCGCUGGUACGGUUACGAUGAUUCCAGAUGAUUCCAGAUGAUGAGUCCAUGAUGGCAUUUCCAUACGUUAAAGUGAUAUUUGAAAUUGGUCAUGAGGCGUCUGUUAGAAACAAACGAACACCAGAAGGGUUCACUCAUGACUGGGAAUUGUUUGUUCGUGGUGCUGACAAUACAGAUAUACAUUUCUUUAUCGACAAGGUUGUGUUCCAUUUACAUGACACAUUUCCAAACCCAAAAAGAGUGGUUAAGGAACCACCAUAUGUCGUGAAAGAAUCAGGAUAUGCUGGUUUUCCGUUACCUAUUGACAUCCAUGUAAAAAAUAAAGAUGAACCAAGAAAAAUUAGAUUUAAUUAUGAAUUGAUACUUCAAGAACGUGGUUUACCACCUAUGUCCAAAGUGACUAGAGAAACCUAUGUAUUUAGCCCUUCAGAAGAUUUCAGGCGAAAGCUUAUCAAAGGCGGAGGAACUAGUGUAUUAUCUCAUGAUGGAACUGAAGCAAAAAACUCCAAUUCAAGUUCUGCCAUAUCAAAACAAAAAUCAAUUACAAAUAUUAAUCGAUUGCCAUCACCUCCACCAAAAAAAAAUAAAAAAGAAGAUAUAAAACUAAGUAAUACAUUUGCCACACUUUUUGGGUCUCCAAUACAACCUUCAAAGUUACCAUUGACUACAUCAAAAUCAACAUCACAAAAGCUAUCUUCUUCAGACAAAUCACAAGUUAAAAUUAAAAGUAGCCCACAUCAUAAAGAAGAUAAGAAAGAUAAAGAAAAAGAAAGAGAUAAAGUGAAAAAGAAGUUGAAAGAAUUAUCUAUAGAUAAGGUGAAAAAAGAUAAAGAUAAAAAAGAAAAAACUAAAGAAAGUUCUGAAAAAUCAAAGUCUCUCAAACAAAGUAGUUCUAAACCUGAAAAGAAAGAAUCUACUCAUCAUGAAAAAAUUAAAGAGAAAUCAAAUGACAUUAAAUUAGAAAAGAAAGAAUUUAAAGAUAAAAGCAAACGUGAAGAUAAAGUAAAGGAGAAAAAUAAAGAUAAGUCUCAUAAAGAUGAAAAAUCAUAUCACGAAACCAAAGUAAUUAAACAAGAAAUAAAAACUGAAUUUAAUGAUCAAGAAAAAAAGAAACAUAAAAGUUCACCAGAAUCAAUUAAAAUUAAGUCUGAUAAAAAAAUAGAAAAAUCUGAAAAAUCAUCUAAACCUCAUAAAAGUCACAAGGAGCAUAAGAAAAGAGAUAAGAGAGAUAAAGAAGAAAAAUUAAUCAAAAAAGAAGAAAAGUCUAGUUUUGUUGAACAAAAACCGUCGUACAAACACCUUGAUAUACCUCAAACUAGUACUUUAAUAGAAGAUUUUCCAAAAGUUAAGGAAGAAAUCCUAGAAUCUUUGCCACAGCCAAAAGCUAAUUCUUCAAGAGUUCAUGAACCUGAGCUUGAGUCUGAAGAAGAAUUCCUUUCUGAGGAUAGUGAACCACCUUAUCAACCACCAGAACCACCAAAACCUAAAGAACCAGAACUACCCAAAAAGAAACUUUCUCCUGAAAAUAAUUUUAUAAAAAAGAAAAAACGGAAAAAGAAGGAACGGGACACAGAAGAAACAAAACCUAAAACUAGCCGACUGGACAUUUCCGAACAUGUACAAGAAACGUGUUCAGACAUUUCAAGAUCGCCAUCACCGUCACACAGUAACAACAAAUUUACAGAUGAAUAUAUAAACUCUUUAAAGCAUCUUCAACACAAAAUAAUGAUGUUAGAAGAUGAAGAUCUUCAAAGGGUAGUCACUGUAAUAGCCGAAACAGGUCAUUAUGAAAUAACUACAAAAACUUUUGAUUUUGACCUCUGUGCUUUGAAUGAAACUACUGUGAAAAAAUUACAAGAACUUAUAACUUAGUAAAUUUAAUCUAUAAUUUAUAAUACACACAUAAAUUUAUAUAUUUA
Melanaphis sacchari is the source of this 2139-nucleotide messenger RNA. RefSeq names its product protein AF-9 (gene ear). NCBI's taxonomy places the organism in Eukaryota, Metazoa, Arthropoda, Insecta, Hemiptera, Aphididae. Bases 248 to 2092 code for a protein of 614 amino acids. The record is from RefSeq and is a predicted model, not a curated record. Gene Ontology annotation, cellular component: super elongation complex. The transcript is spliced from 4 exons. Gene Ontology annotation, biological process: regulation of DNA-templated transcription.